ACUACCAUAUCAGCUGUUUGGGCGCACACAGCAAAACAAAGCGAAAAUUGUUUAUAUCCGUGAUACGGGGGAUAAUAAAAAAAAAAACUUAUGGAUGGACUACACCUGCAUAAGAUAAGCGACUUGCGCUCUCCAGAAAGUUCGAGCAAGGAAGCCACAGGCAACAGCAUGGAGCAGCUUUCGGGUGUUAUGAUAAUCAUAAUCAUCAGUGGAGGUGUCCUCACAUCCCUGAUGCUCUUUAUCUUUGCCAAGCGACAGAUAAUGCGGUUCCAGCUGCGUGGACGUCGCGGUCCUCAUGUUCCAGUGGGCACCGAUGCCAAGAAAGUGCUGCGUCGAGAGAUCGAACGACGAUUGGACUGCAUCCAGAAGAUAGCCCAGGAGCCAAGGCUGCUGUGGAACGAAGGCGACAAGUACAUAGUGCAGCCGGAGCAGGAGGAGCCUCUGCCGCCGUAUUACUACAGAAUGAAGGCUGUAGAUGACGUAAAACUGCUGGAAUCUGAGAUCGCCCGGGCGGAUGGCAGCACAAGGCACGCCCACGAGAGUCUUCGUGCGUUUCUCCUUACCACGCUGUCGGUCACCCUCAACGGUGCAGGCCAGCGCAUGAUUCACCAGUAUUGUGAUAUGUACGAGCACGCUCGCCACGAUCCCAACGAGUUUGGCAAGGACGAAUAUGAGGCGUAUCACCGUUUGUUGCUAAAGCUCCUGGAAGCAUCCAAGCAGCUGAAGAAUUACAACUCCAGGAAGGCCUCACCGGCCCGCACUCCACGCAAGCAAACCAAAAUGCACUCUCUACUGGAUCCGGCUCGCCUGCGUCCUCCCACCUCAUUGGACAAUGUGCAACCGAGCAGCGAACUGACUUCUGGCCAGCAUUCGAAGGUCAACAUGACACUCGGCCUCCAAGGCGUCCCCAUAGACGGGGCCGCCGAGCUGGCCACCAAUCCGCUGCACUUGCAGGCCCCGGCCGAAAGGGAUCUCAUUAUACGCAGCAGAAUCAAGACUCCAACGCUAGACGACAUCAUUGUUGAGGCGGACCACCAUCAGAGCGGUGAUGGUGCCGUGGAGGGGGCGGAGAACGAAAUAAGAAGCAUAUCCGCUAUGCAAUUCCAGAGGAAUUCCAGUAAUGUCUAAGCCAUCGCCCAAAGAACACAAGCGAUCACUGCUUGGGUGAACCCAAUAAAAUAUUAAAUUCGUAUAAAGGGAAUUUCUAUAACACAAUAAAAUAAUUAAAAUAUAA
Drosophila obscura is the source of this 1234-nucleotide messenger RNA. Its product is annotated as protein C1orf43 homolog. The record is from RefSeq and is a predicted model, not a curated record. Bases 91 to 1128 code for a protein of 345 amino acids. The transcript is spliced from 2 exons. Lineage: Eukaryota; Metazoa; Arthropoda; Insecta; Diptera; Drosophilidae.